GACGAAAUUAAUUAGACGGAUCAAUCGGGGACUCUAAAGCUGCAGACUAAUUUGUACAUCAAAAAAUACUACCAAACCUUAAGACACAUUUGUAAAUUUUUCAACUUUGAGGCGUACUGGCAUGGCGCCCAAUCCAGACUCUGAUCAACAUAAACGAAAAAGAGACAUAUCUGAUGACAAUGGAAGUCAAGCGCCUCACGCUGAUCGCAUACCACAACCUCCUCCACCACAGUCAGCCCCUAUCAACUAUCUGUCCAAGGCCCAUUCGGUUAAACUUAAGCUCAUACAGGGCGAUAGCGACACCUUCUCCGAUGUUCUCACCCUAGUCAACGAGUAUGAGGGAGUGUUGAAUAGACACGAAAGCCUUGCUUCUAAUUUAGGAGCGAAAUUGACGGGUAGUCGCCUGCUCAAGGCGAUGGAGGGCGCCUUUGAGGGUUCAAUAACGACGACUCCGCCGCAGACGAUAUUUAGCCCUGAUCCUGUCACGUGGCUCGAUAUUGUCGAAUUUGCCAAGGCAAAACCCGGGGAGUUUGUAUUAACACCUUCUCCUAAUGGCGGACGUUGCUGCCAGUUCCCCCUGAAAGGUAUCCAGGUCGAAAUUGGGGAAGACGACUGGAGAUUAAUAGUAUCUGGCGCCUUGGACAGGUUCAGACUUGUCCCUCCACAGCCGUUGGAAGAAGAUGAGACAGCGGAAUUAGCAACUCUCGAGAUCGUCGAACAGCGUCUGCAGGUUUUAAUCAAGAAGGCCGAUGAAGUGGCGCGUAGGGCCCGCCAACUCAACUACCAUUUGAGCGGACGAAAAGCCUCAAUACAUGCGCGACGUGCGUCGCAGUCGGCUUCCGGCUCCACCUUCCAAGCCGUAAACCAGUCGAUGGGCUCUGGUGCUAAUCCUGGUUAUGAUUUACAUGCCGAUCUUCUCCAGCAGUUCCUUGCCCCCUCGCAACCUUCUAGUCACCGGAUCUCUUCCGUUGGUUCUAUACCACCAACGCCUAAUCCAAUGGCUGCUACUACAACAUCGACGCCAAGAACCUCUAUUCAGCAACAACAGCAAGCUCUUAUAGGUAGCAACCGGCCUUCUCCCAGCUAUCCCACCGAACCAGCCAUGAGGGAUGCCGAAGAAGAGAACCGCGCCUUGGUAACGGCCAAGAUCGAGAGACUAGCACGCGGGGACAUUAUACAUCCACCAUGUGACAGAUGCCGGAGGCUCAAGACACAAUGUAUAAAACAUUUGACCGCUUGCCAGGGAUGCACAAAGAAACACGCAAGAUGUGUAUGGAAAUACCUAACAGAAGAAGAGGUAGCUUGGCUCAAAGGGGAAGCCGGUGGAGAUGGAGACGAUGACGGAGAUGAACCGAGGGAUCCCAGCAGAGCUAUAUUCGGACCCCAAUCACAUGUCGAAUUCGGCGAACGGCGUCGGGAAUCGGAACACGGCGAAGAACCUAGCACAAGUAGAUCUGGUUCAAGGAUAGCUAUCGGCAGACCUGCCGACGAUGUCUGGAGAAAGGGGCCGGAGACGCAAAUAAGUAGGCAUGAGACCAUGGAGGUAGAUGUAAGAGAUGCGCGCCAGGGACAAGAGUACCAAAGGAAAGAAGCGGGUAGCGGGAUGUUUAGGGAGCCGAAGUCAAUGCUUAGCCAUAUGGCUUCUGUUGCCUCCGCGGCGGCAGAUGCUGCUGUUAUAUCACGGGGGAGUCAUCCACAUUCGGAAUAAGUGCUACGAAAACAAGGAAGCAACUAUUUUAGCUGUAUAUAAACCGUAUAUCGGUUAAUUAUCCUGUUCAUUCAGAUUUCU
Messenger RNA from Daldinia caldariorum, 1789 nucleotides. RefSeq lists its product as uncharacterized. Gene Ontology annotation, molecular function: DNA-binding transcription factor activity, RNA polymerase II-specific; zinc ion binding. Gene Ontology annotation, biological process: regulation of DNA-templated transcription. The transcript has 3 exons. Bases 122 to 1708 code for a protein of 528 amino acids. The record is from RefSeq and is a predicted model, not a curated record. Lineage: Eukaryota; Fungi; Ascomycota; Sordariomycetes; Xylariales; Hypoxylaceae.